This is a messenger RNA of Drosophila melanogaster (fruit fly), 1342 nucleotides long. RefSeq lists its product as uncharacterized. The record is from RefSeq and is marked reviewed. Lineage: Eukaryota; Metazoa; Arthropoda; Insecta; Diptera; Drosophilidae. The transcript is spliced from 2 exons. Gene Ontology annotation, molecular function: zinc ion binding. Bases 202 to 1215 code for a protein of 337 amino acids. Gene Ontology annotation, cellular component: nucleus.
UCGAUAACAAAUCGGCUAGACUUGUUGAUGUUUCCUAGUAGGAAAUUCCUCCGCUUCCAAUUUUAGUUAUUUGUCUUCAAAUGUUUUUUUGUUUCAUAUUCUAAACUGGUUGCUUGGAAAGAUUGCUAGAUUGUCCAUCAUUCCGAAUCGUGCCUAAUCAGGUGUCCGGCUGCCACGCUCCGAAUUGCCUUGAAAUUCAACAUGAAUGUUUGUCGCCUGUGCUUGUCGAAGGAACCCAAUUUCCCCGUUUUCGGUGCAAAUGGAUCGACUGCUCUGCAGAUAAUGGUCUGCACAUCGCUGGAGAUCGAGCCCGGCGACGGUCUGCCACAGCACAUAUGCACCAUGUGUCGGCUGCAACUGGAGGAGAUGCACUGCUUCCGACGACGCUGCCUCGCAGCCGAUCGCAAAUUGAGGCGCCACAAGGCGUUGCAGCGGCAGGGUGUCAAGUCGCAGCUGAGUGAAGUGGAGGAGGAGCGGGGCUCCGGGGAAGGAUGCACGCAAACUGGCUGCGCCGAGAACAAUGCCCAGUGGCGCCAGCAGGCCGCCCAGCUCAUUAGCAGCGAGAUCGACGCGUAUAAAAAGGAGCUGCUCAGCACUUGCAAGCAAGCUGUGCGGGCGGAAAUCGAGCUGGAGCUGCGGGCGGAACUCGAAGAGGUCAUCAUACCCGAAGCCAAGCAGCAGUUGCGACUGAGCGUUCUGGACGACGUGUUUGUCGAACUGGAACGGUACUUUGUGCGCAAGCGCAAUGAGGCGACCUAUGAGAUGAAGAUGAACUUAAGCAGUCCGCUGCCUGACGAACAGACCGCUGGCUUCUACGAAACAGACAUGGGCCAGGAGCUAAGGGAGCAGAGCGAUAACAGCGUGGUGGAGUUACUGGACGAUGAACCAGAAGCCAGCAGACAGCCAGCUGCAACGCCACUAGUUGCUGUGCCCAUGGUUGAGAUCAACAUGAACGACCCGCAGCUGAGUCAUCUGCGCAACGACUAUAGCAAGGACACCUUUCUGGGUGCCAACACAACUGCCUUAGAGGAUGUAAAAACCCCAUCGCCGUGUCGAAAGAAAGUGCGCUUUAUGAGCCCCAAGCAGACGACCGAUAACCUGUGCCGAAAGCACAGUUCCUUCAAGACAAAAUGCAGCAGUUCGUACGCCGAUUUCAAAAGUUGUGUGCGCUGUCGUCUAAGAGGAGCGGAUAAGCUAAAUAACACCGUGACGUAGCCACGUAACAACGAAUUUAGUUUAAUCCUCUAUAUUAUAAGAAUAGUACCUUUUUUUGUGCACGCAUAUUUGACUAAGCCAUCACCUAUUUUAAUUGUCAUUGUAUUCUAUUAAACUUUAAAUAUGC